AUGAAUGCUCCGCAUCCAGAGUUGUCACACCCACCUCAACCGUUACUUCCAAGAAUUUCAAUUGGUGGCAGAAUUCCAGUGACAAGUCUUCCACCAUUGAAUUAUUCAUAUGAUGAAACCAGCUCCUACAUCCAGAAACCUGCAAACUACAGGAUACCGUCAAUUUCGGUUGAGAAUCGUUAUGAGCCAGCAGACAGACUGCCAUCCAUUCGUUCGUUGCUUUCUCCAGCAUCAUCCCUUCCUAGUCCAAUAGUAUUGCCACCUCCUUUCACCUCCUCUACCUCAUAUCCUCCUCAUCAAUCUCCUGGCAUUGAACAGCCGUCCCCUCGCCAUCGCUGCAAUUCUAUACCCUGUGAGUAUAACUAUCCUCCAACUCCUUCAUAUUAUAAUGUUGCACCUUAUCCAUCGCAGAUGCAAUCAUAUCCAUAUUACAGAAGGCAGAGUCUGUUGUCACCCACAAGCCUUACGCCUGCCUCCCUUCCCAUUUCCUCGUCAUACGCAUCUAUCGCCUCGCUAACACCAUCUGGCUCUUCAGCGAGUGCUUCAAUUGAUGGGGACAUUAGGAGGUCUUCAAUCGUCACUCACUAUAUGGAGGAUAAAAUUAUUGAUCACAGAAGAAUUCAAAGAUCUAGAAAGAAGAGAGCAAACCUUCCAAAAAAAACUACAAGUAUUCUUUUGGGCUGGUUGAAUGACAAUUUGGACCAUCCAUAUCCAAGCGCAACUGAAAAGAGUGAGUUGAUUCAUUUGACCGGUUUGACGAAUCAGCAACUUUCCAAUUGGUUUAUAAACGCAAGACGGAGAAAGAUACAGGUUCUCCGUGCUCUGAAGAAAGAGAAGAAUCUUUAA
Messenger RNA from Brettanomyces bruxellensis, 846 nucleotides. RefSeq lists its product as uncharacterized. Gene Ontology annotation, molecular function: DNA binding. Gene Ontology annotation, biological process: regulation of DNA-templated transcription. The record is from RefSeq and is a predicted model, not a curated record. Lineage: Eukaryota; Fungi; Ascomycota; Pichiomycetes; Pichiales; Pichiaceae. The transcript has a single exon. Bases 1 to 846 code for a protein of 281 amino acids.